AUGCUCGACUUGAUCAUACGCAACGGCCGCAUCGUUACGGCCACCGAAGUCUUACCGGCCGGGCUCGAGAUUGGAGUCAGGGAUGGCAAGAUUGCCGUCAUUGGUCUUGGUCUCGACGCGGGUCCGGACACGGAAAUCGUUGAUGCCGAGGGGGCCUACAUUACACCCGGUGGGGUGGAUUCGCACGCCCACAUUGAACAGGACAACUCGCCCACCGGCGACACGUGGACAACAGGCUCGCGGUCGGCCAUUGCCGGUGGCAACACGACCGUACUGGCGUUUGCGUCGCAGCGGCGCGACGAGACGCGCUUGGGGCCAUGUAUCGAGCGGUACCAUGCCAAGGCCACCGGCAACAGUUACUGCGACUAUGGGUUCCACGUCAUUGUCACCAACGCGACCGACGAGGUUCUGGACGAGGACCUCCCGCGUUUGGCGCGGGCUGAUGGGGGCGGCAUCACCAGCGUCAAACUGUACAUGACGUACGCCCCACUGCACCUUGGCGACGGCGACUUGUUCCGCAUCAUGCUGGCCGCACGCUCCCUGGGCGUCACCACCAUGAUCCACGCCGAGAACCACGACAUGGUCGAGCAGAUUAUGCAGCGGCUGGCCGCACGUGGCCAUACCCAGACACAGUUCCAUGCCGUAGCGCGCCCGCAGAUUGCCGAGACCGAGGCAACGUACCGCGCCAUCAGCCUGGCCGCCGUGACCGACGCACCCAUCCUGCUGGUGCACAUGUCUGCGCCGGCCGCUCUGGAGCACGUGCGGGCCGCCCAGGCGCGGCUGUUGCCCAUCCAUGCCGAGACGUGUCCGCACUACCUGUACUUGACCAGCGAGAAGCUGCACUCGCACGAUCGUGACGGUGGUCAUGACGGCAUCGACGGCGCCCAGCACAUAUGCGCACCGCCGCUGCGACACGACAAGCGCGACCUCGAGCAGCUGUGGGCCGAGCUAGCCAACGGCACGUACACGGUCGUCUCGUCGGACCAUGCGCCGGCGCUGUACGACCACCCGGAGGGGAAGAAGCGAGGGAUCACGGCGGCGGGCCACGUCGACUUUCGCGUGGUGCCCAACGGCCUGCCCGGCAUCGAGACACGCCUGCCGCUGCUCUUUGACCGGACAUACGACCCGGAAGUCGGGCCGCCAGCGGCCGAGGAUGCGCCCGUGCACAUUUCGCUGCCGCGGUUUGUCGCGCUGACUUCAACCAACCCGGCACAGCUCUACGGGUUGGCGCACAAGAAGGGGAGUCUGCAGCCGGGGCUGGAUGCGGACAUUGUCGUCUGGUAUCCGGCGACGUCGCCGCCCUUUACAAUCACCAACGCGGCACUCCACCACCGCAUCGACUACACCCCCUUUGAAGGGCGCGCCGUCUGCAACUGGCCGCGCUACGUCUUCCUCCGCGGCCGCCGUGUCUGGGACCGCGACCACGGCGGCGUGCUCGGCCAGCCGGGCGACGGACAGUACUUGCCGCGGACCAAGUCGCGCAUUCUGACGGGCCAGCCAGGGCGGACAGCGGUGGGGAUGGGGUAUGGCGAGAGGAAGGCGUGGAUGUAG
This is a messenger RNA of Sporothrix schenckii 1099-18, 1551 nucleotides long. RefSeq names its product dihydropyrimidinase. The transcript has a single exon. The record is from RefSeq and is a predicted model, not a curated record. NCBI's taxonomy places the organism in Eukaryota, Fungi, Ascomycota, Sordariomycetes, Ophiostomatales, Ophiostomataceae. Gene Ontology annotation, molecular function: hydrolase activity, acting on carbon-nitrogen (but not peptide) bonds. Gene Ontology annotation, cellular component: cytoplasm. Bases 1 to 1551 code for a protein of 516 amino acids.